This is a messenger RNA of Dreissena polymorpha, 1365 nucleotides long. RefSeq lists its product as uncharacterized. The record is from RefSeq and is a predicted model, not a curated record. NCBI's taxonomy places the organism in Eukaryota, Metazoa, Mollusca, Bivalvia, Myida, Dreissenidae. The transcript has 5 exons. The coding region runs from base 151 to 1209 and encodes 352 amino acids.
AGGGUAUAAUUGAACAUCAGCCAAUUAAAAUGCUCGGUUUUGGUCACGUCACUGAUUAUUAUUGACAGGAAAGAGAGCAAAAACUCCCUACAAAGUUAUAAAUGGAGUAAUAACCGGAAAUUUUGAAAUAAUUUAACACAAAAGGUUAUCAUGCGAGGAAUAUUUAGUUCAGUGCUGGUCGUCGUCGGCGGUCUUCUAACCCUUGCCGACGGGCAUGGUCGGCUCAUCAUGCCGCCGGGUCGUUCAACCAUGUGGCGUUACGGGUUCAAUACUCCGCACAACUAUGACGACAACCAGCUGUCAUGCGGAGGAUACGGGACGCAGUACUAUCGCAAUGGCGGAAGGUGUGGAAUCUGCGGCGACCCAUUCGAUGGACAACGUGACAACGAGGCUGGCGGGAAGUUCGCUACCGCAACUAUCGCCGCCACGUACACACAGGGACAGAUCUUCACGGUACAGCUCGAGAUCACAGUCAACCACGGCGGCUGGUUCGAGUUUAGACUGUGUCCAAACAAUGACUUCACGAAGCGCGCGACACAGGAGUGUCUGGACAAGUAUUUGCUUGAGCAGACGACAGGUGGCGCGCGCUACACGCUAAAUGAGGGGAGAGGGAUAAAAACAGUGACCUUGAAGUUGCCCAAGGACCUGACCUGCUCACAGUGCGUCCUUCAAUGGAAAUGGAACACAGCCAGUAACACUCGCUGUGACGGCUCGCAGUGUUGCCGCGGAUGUGGCCCGCAGGAGCAGUUCUACGGAUGCUCGGACGUCACCAUACUGGCCGGAAAUGGAGGCAGUGUACCGCAGGCCCCGCCCUCACAAAACCAGGGCGCAAAACCACAACCGCUUCCUUCCAGCCAAGGUUCGGUCUUCCCAGACUCCUUCAUACCGUCCUAUUCCGGUAGCGGUCAAGUGGCGCCGCCGGAAACUCUCGGCGUCGGCUCGACCGCCGGCAAAUGCGCGGCCACCAAGGAAUAUCGGCUUGUAAACAACGGUGCCGACGCGUGGUGUGUUACCAACUGUCGGCUCUUCAAUAAUUGUCCCAAAGAGAGAUGUACCGACGAAUGCCGACAGUCUCUGAGUGAGUGCAAAGCAAAACCAUUCUACGUGUCGAGAUUCGGGGCGCCCGAGUUGGCCAAUGUUUGGUGCAGGCAGCAGUGCACGCAGAGUAUUUGCCCGCUAGAGUUCUGUGAAAAGUCAUGCCUAAUGUAGUAGUCACAUGCAAUGCUAUUAUUUUACAUUUGAUGGUUUUCGUGUUAUUAAACAUUUGAAUUAUUCACUUGUCAGAAGAUUUAUGCAGUUACGUUUUUUCACUUAUGCUUUACGUGCAAUUGUAUUCGCAUUUUAAGUAAAUGUACUAUAAAAUUA